Messenger RNA from Drosophila hydei, 774 nucleotides. RefSeq names its product fas-associated death domain protein-like. The coding region runs from base 23 to 709 and encodes 228 amino acids. The record is from RefSeq and is a predicted model, not a curated record. Lineage: Eukaryota; Metazoa; Arthropoda; Insecta; Diptera; Drosophilidae. Gene Ontology annotation, molecular function: protein binding. Gene Ontology annotation, biological process: signal transduction. The transcript is spliced from 2 exons.
AUCGAUAUGUUUCAACUCUACCAUGGAUACGGGAGUCCACUGGAGCUACGAUGUGCUCAAGAAAAUGGAAAUCGAAGGUGCCAGCGAACAUGAUUUGGAUUGGCUGAAGGAAUCGUUUGCCAUCGAAAUCGGAUCUCCAAAAAAUGUAAAUCGUAUAAAUACUAUAAAAGACUUAAUUGACUGCCUGGAACAGGGCGGUCAAAUCAGUGAAGAGAAUAUUGAACCACUGCUUAGUCUUGGCAAGAAUAAUAUGCAACCCCAAGAGGCGGUAGACAAUUACCUUAGAGUUGAGCGCAGAGCAGCUAUAAACUGCUUCCAGGAAUUAAGUCUAGCCGAAGAACUAAAACAACAAUUGUACAUCAAUCCACAGCGAGCUGCACAGCCAGCAGUCGCAGCUCCACAACAUUGUGUGACUGUGACGCAAUUUAAAGAAGCGAAGCGCGCUGCUGUUUUUAAAAAAAUUUCCCAGCAACUCGGUCGCUCUUGGCGAGAUUUGGGCCGCAAGCUAAACAUAAGUGAAGGUACCAUGGACGAAAUUGAGAUGCUCUACCCACAGGAUUUCAAAUCGCGCAUUUUGCGACUGCUCCAGAUCUUUGAGGAGGACGAAUGUAACGACCCCAGGCAACUGCUAUUGCAACUGUGUCGUGGACUUUCAGAAUGUGGACGGAAGGACUUGCGAUACCGAGUGGAGCAAAUAAUGUCUCACUAGAAGCUAUGUGAUUACAUUGCAUUUUUUUUUCCAUGAACAAUAAAACUCCGUCUUCUGACAAUUGG